Cyprinus carpio (common carp) is the source of this 957-nucleotide messenger RNA. RefSeq names its product uronyl 2-sulfotransferase-like. NCBI's taxonomy places the organism in Eukaryota, Metazoa, Chordata, Actinopteri, Cypriniformes, Cyprinidae. The transcript has 2 exons. Gene Ontology annotation, cellular component: membrane. The record is from RefSeq and is a predicted model, not a curated record. Gene Ontology annotation, molecular function: sulfotransferase activity. Bases 128 to 424 code for a protein of 98 amino acids.
UAUAGACAACUUCCUACUUGUGGGAAUUCUGGAAGAGUUGGAGGAUGUGUUGCUCCUUCUGGAGAGACUCCUACCUCACUACUUCAGUGAUGUCCUAACCAUCUACAAGAGUCCAGAAUUUUGGAAGAUGGGGAACCUUACAGGCACAGUGAAGAAGCACAUGCCCACUCUAGAGGCCCUACAGGUGCUUUACCAAAGGAUGAAGUAUGAGUAUGACUUUUACAACUUCAUUCGUGACCAGUUCCAUCUCACCAAGAAGAAGAUCGGCCUCAAGUCCACCUCCCAGAACUCUGCUCAUGAGCCUGAAUUUCUCCGUGAGCUUGCCCUCAGGACCCAUGAGCCUUUUGAGGAGGAGGAGGAAGAAGAGGAAGAAGAAGAGGACGUGGGGCAAGAAGAUGCCAACAUCUGGUUGGUUCAGCCCUGAGGAGUAGGCAUGGCAGAUAUCUCAUAAGCUUGACGUCUAUGUCCAGUCAGGAGGUAGAGUCAAAAGUCCCAGGUUAAAAUUGGGUGUGUAACCCCUGUUUUUAACGGGAUGGCCCUUCAAGACACUCUCAAGAGGAGAAGGGGGUCACAGAAGCAUCUGAAUAAUUAUUUAAGGAACCAACAUUUGUGGCAAAAGGAUUUUGUUCACGUUUAUGAAAUUGAGUUGGUUAUGGUCAUUUCUUGGUGAGAUGAUUGAAGAUUGGAUUUACAGGGAUAUUGCAGGAUUAUCAGAAUUGAGGGAUUAACUAAUUGUGGUAUAGCAGAAUAAGAUACUGUAGAAGUCUGAUUUUAGGCACUACUUCUGUAAACUUGGUACCUGGGUGAUCUCAGACUCACACAUCAACACAGACUUUCACACAUGAACACAUUCAGACUAUGCUAUGGAGGCGAGUAAGGAACACAACAAAGUGCCAAACCUUCAAAGUGCCAAGGAUUACUGCAUUAAGCCUAGGAGCCGUUGCUGUAAUCACCAUA